Ilex paraguariensis (yerba mate) is the source of this 430-nucleotide messenger RNA. Lineage: Eukaryota; Viridiplantae; Streptophyta; Magnoliopsida; Aquifoliales; Aquifoliaceae. The record is from the annotation of a GenBank genome assembly.
CUCUCUCAGGCGAGUCCCUUCCCCGAAUCUCCGGACAAGCAACGGCUGGCAACAGUACAAACAGGCGGCGAGCUCUAAUUUUUCCAUCAAAUCUCUCUGUCUAGAGUCUAGUCUCUACAGAUAUAUCACACACACAGCUAUGAGGAUUGGGAAAAGUUUUCCACCAUCUUCUUUCUCUUCAGUCCCUGACUUAGAUCCCCAACACCACCGGUCACCGGUGGCGCAACAGCACCAUCUACAAGGUAGUUUAAUCAGAGAACUACAGGCGGCAACACACAGGCGGCUCCAGCCUCCAAUAACUGCGAUCUGCCCAAGCUACUGAGAUUGAAAGGGGGAUAGCUAGUGGUGAACGAGAGACUGGUAAAUGGGCUAAUCAGAUGGGUACUUUGCAUCGAGCUGGUACUACUCGUUGGAGCUCACAUUUUGAAUC